CCGCAGAAGCUUAACUCAAACUUGAAGCGGCCUGCCUGCCGACCCUUUUGCUCUGCAUGCAGAGACACAGGGUAGUCUGAGCUCAGAUGACUUCUUCCGGCGACCGGAGCCUCGAAGACCCCGGCAGCAGCUUGGUGGCGGGAACCCAUUUCGUCAAAAUCAUCCUCCAUGCCACCCUUCGUGACGAAAUACUUCUGAUUCCUGGUAGAUUCGUUAGAACUUAUGGAGAGAGUUUGUCCACCUCCGCGACUUUGAAGGUCCCGAGUGGUGCGACGUGGACGGUGGAUGUGGUUAGGGACGAAAUUGGGGUCUGGUUCAGCAAUGGAUGGGGUGAAUUCGCGGAGUCUCACUCCUUGGAAUUUGGUCAUUUCUUGGUUUUCGAGUACGAGGGUUGCUCCAGAUUCUCUGUAGUCAUAUGUGAUAGAACCGGUGCAGAGAUUGCAUACCCGAUUCGUACAACUUGUGAAGCGAAUCUCGAAGAAACUGAGGAUUUCUUUGGUGCAGGCAUAAGAAAGAGGUCUGAAUCUCUAUCUGAGGUCACUAAGCCUCAAGUUAAGAACAAGAUGAUGGUGAUGAGGGGUAGUAUUUCCAGUGGAAAUGCUGCUAAAAUGGGAUCCUGGUCGCGGAUCGUGUUACCGACUAAUGGGUUCAACUCAUCCCGGGUUGAUGAUGAACAAGAGGAUGAGUCUACGAGGACGAUCUCUGAGGAGCCCUCGCGCUCGAGGAAAUGCAGGGUUAGUACGGGAUUCACUUCGCCACAUCCUUUCUUUGAAGUUCAAAUCACUCCAAGCAUGUCAAAGAGGCAAAUGCAUGUACCUCAUAGCUUUUCAUCGAGUCACAUCGCACAAGAUGAGAAGGCGGUGCAGAUCCAGGUUAGGGAUGGAAACAGCUGGUCCUUGGCACUGAUUAGGAAGAAGAGAAACAAGUAUGUGAUGUUUGGUGGUGGCUGGGAUAGGUUCAUGAAGGAUAACUCAGUGAAGCCAGGGGACAUUUGCAUUUUCGAAUGCCUACGGAGGUGGACUAAUGUCCUGAUGCAAGUUACCAUAGUAAAAGAUGUUUAAUUAGAUAGGCAUGUUGUACUUUUUAAAAUGGAAAAUCAUCUCUUGACUGUUUCCAGCUUCCUGCUGGAUAUAUGCUAAGUUCAAUACUUUGGGGGGUAUGGUGUGAUUUACAGUUUUCUUCAGUUCCUUCUCUGUAAAGCUAAAAGCAUUAUGCCUUUUUCCGAG
Molecule: messenger RNA, 1226 nt
Organism: Linum tenue
Lineage: Eukaryota; Viridiplantae; Streptophyta; Magnoliopsida; Malpighiales; Linaceae
Source: the annotation of a GenBank genome assembly